AUGCAAAAAAUGAAAAUAAAAAAAGUUACUUACCACAAAAAUAAAAGGGUGCAAAAAAAUAAAAUAAUAAUAAUGCCAAAACAGAAGUGAGCUGCCAGGGACCAAUAAUGAUGAUGCACCGGUGUUUUACGAUCUAGGCACAGAAGAUGAAGGCGAAAAGCUGAGCAAAGAAGUUAUUGUUUAAUUUCACUUAAAGUGCUUUUUUUGUGACACCACUUUUUCUUGCAUCUUAAACUUCCUUUGUGGCUUUUCUUUUCUUUUUUUAUCUGCACCAUUUCUUUUUUUUUAUUUGCAAUGAGCUUCUGUUUUCUCUUUUUUUGCAUCUUUUUUAUUUGCAGCAGUGGCAGUUCUCGGCCACCAUACAAAUCACUCCAAUUUUAUUAAUUAAUUUUAUUGUCUUUUCAUAUUGUGUCUUUUUUAACCUUUUGCAUUGUUAGUUUUAUUUCUCAAUAUUUUCUGUAUUUUAAAUUGUGUUUUUUUUUAUUAUUUUUCUUGCUUUGUAAAGCGUCUUUGAGCACCUGUAAAAGCGCGCUAUAAAUAUAUAUUUUUAAUUAUCAUUAUUAAAAUUAGCGCUUCGUUAAAAACUACAAGUCCCAUGAUGCUUCGCUGCCAAGCUGACCAAAUGGAACACGGAGCAGACCAGCCGUUGUGACAGCUGAGCAGCAAGUUUUCUGCUGAGAGAAACUUCAGCGCCGACAACAACCUGAAAUAGACACGAAGGGAAAGGACAUGUAAGCUGAAUCUUUUUUUCUUCUCUCUCUAUUUAAUUCCUCCUCUUUUCUCUCAAAGACUGUUGAGGUUUUCACCUGUCGCUUUGUCGGCUCUCUAAACUGUCCAAACUUGGUGAAGGGAUUUUUCCAUACUGCUGCAGGGUGUGGGAUUCCUCCUGAGUGGAAGUGUUGAUGUUACGAUUCGAGGACACCUUUGAUAAACAUUGACAAAUAGUUGAACAUUUAAUAUGAAUUUAUUUUUAACUCUCUAGCUAACAGUUUCGAAAGAUGAAAACUGUGCACCGGUAAGUUUUAUUUGUAGCUAACUUAGCUCGUAAGCUCCCCUUUUCCUUUACUUCUCGUUUUGCCAUGAGCACUACAAUGACCCAAGAGUGAGAUUAAAAAUUGAUUUUAUACCAUUGUGAUUUAAUUUAUAGUCUUACUAAUAUCCUAAUGUGAGAAACAGGAGGAGUAAAACUCUUAACUAAAGGUUAAAAUCCUGUCCUUGUUAUCCUGAAGGUGAGACUUGGAGUGAAAAUCUCUGUUUAUCUCUGUACAUGUAGUUUUAUUGCAUUCUUAGACAGCAGACAAGCUAAAGGUGCAGCCUCUGUGCACACCAUAGACUGUAUAUAGAGGUCUAUGGUCGAUAGGUCUAUACAGUCUGUGGUACACACUGGCUGAUGAAUGACACCUUUGUGUGCAAAUCUCAUUUUCACCGUGUAUUCAGCACAUUAAAAUGGAGGAUGGGAGUGGAGUGGAAUCGCUCACCCAGAAUAGAAAAUACAGUUAACUCCAGUCUAAACUAAAACUAGGUUUUGGUAUUAUAUCCCUAAGCUUAUGUAAAGUAAGAAGCACAUGAUGACCUUUGUUGUAAUACAACCAAGGGAGAGGAAUAAAUGAAUCACAAUGAAGGAAUCUCUCCGGGGCUCUCCUCUUUGUUUGUGCAUUUGUAUAAAAGUGAAGGAAAACUCUCAAAGGGUUUUUUCGUAUCAAAUGAACAACAUGUAACAUGAAAGUGCACUAAAAGUGAUUUCAUGAGAAUGAUAGAACCCUGUAAAUGUGUCUUUUCAUCAUGUUACGGUGAGUCAGCAACAUGCUUGUCCAUGCUUGUUCAGAAAUUUUACAAAAGUUUCAAAAGCGAAAUAAACUUGACAUUUGGUUCACAAACACACCCAAAAGCAUGCAGGCAAGAGGUCAGUGUUUACAUAUGCAAAAAGAGUAAUAGCUGAGGUGCAUUACAUCAAGAUUAAGUGGUAGAUUAAGUCUACAACACAAAUUCUCCCAGCUUUACCAAAUUAUUAAGUAUUUAUCCGUCAAAAUGAGUUUCUCUCACUUUUGGCUCCUUCUCAAUUGAAACCAACUGAACACAGGAGGAACACAAAGUCUGACAAAACAUGAAAGAGAAAACAACUUUCCAAUGUACUCCUCCCAAAAGGUAACUUAGUGUUAAGGUUUAAUUGAGCUUUAAUUACGUUAAGAAGCUUAUUUCUGUUUAUCAAGAUCACCGGUCAAAUAAGUCAUAAACACACACACACCCUUUUUGUAGAGCACAUGCAUUUGAGUCCAGCCUAGUUCGAUGAGGAAGAUAUUAAAUUUGAAUUUGAUUCUUUAAUAUUCACUUAAUUUAUUAUUUUAGCUUUAAUAAUCUGGUUGGUUUAUUCUUUUGAGUUUGGUUGUUUUUAUUUUCUCCAUUUAUUAAUUCUCUGUUUUUUCUUUGAGAUUCAACAAAGAAAAGAAACUUUCCACGAAGAGUUAGAUUAAGUUUUGUAAUGGCACACAGAGGAGGUUUAGAUUAGACUCAAAAAGUCCAGAAUAGUUGAGAAACAAAAGCUCCUUACUCUCUGGACAACAUCUUGUGUGAUGUAAUUAAAUAUUUGUGCUCCUUCCUGUGAUAUCAUGACUAUCAGGUUACAAGUUGGAUAACAGAGGAGAGUUUUUUUGCUAUUUUCGUACAAUAGUAGGAUCACGAGAAACUACAAUGCCCUUUUUUGGGAAACAUGCAGGCUUUUAAUAAGACUCUGCCAGACUGCUAAAAAAAACAUGCAGACUGCUUUGCCGUUUGUUGUUGAAGUUUUAUCAGAAGAAAAAAAUGUUUGGGGGGAAAAUAGCAUUAAAAGCAUCAACCACUCUUCCUUAUUAGACUAAUCACUACACUAAGAUCUUUUUAAACCUAAGCAUUACAGUAAGACAGCUUUAACAUAAACAGCAGCCUCUUUGAGCCGUGUGUUACACACUAAAGCUGUUGUUCUUCACUGAAUACCUGAUUUCUUUUCCUCUGAAGUGGUCUGAAUAUGCUGUGGAGAAACUGAGGUCGACACAAGUGCACAUGUGUGACAUUGUAAGUUAAGAAUACCAUUAGUCAGGUGUCGAAACACUCCUGCUGAUUUAACACAUAUGUUUUGGUCAUGUCCAGCCUUGGCAACCUGCCGGUCCACCAUCUUUUGAACGUUGUCAGAAGCAUUGAAUAUUAAUCUUCAACCCAACGCAGCAAUGGCCAUAUUUGGCACCACAGAUAAGAGACAUACAACAUUAAGGAAAAGUUAUAAAAACAUAAUUGCUUUUACGACGCUGCUUGCACGUAGAAGAAUUUUAUUGCAUUGGAAAUAAAAAAACCCACCCAAAGAAUCUGUGUGGUUUAGUGACCUGACACAAUUUAUACAAUUAGAGAAAAUAAAAUAUACUCUAAGGGGGUCUAGAGACAAAUUCUUUUCUGUCUAGGAUCCGGUGUUGAAGCAUUUAGGUAAACUUACUGUGCCCACUCAAUAACCACUUCAAAUCCAUGUGAAUCUUAUCUUCCUGUUUUGUGCACAGCAUCAGUGUUGGAGAACUCAAUUAUGUGCUUAAAAUGAAAUCACAAAAAGGAGCAUGCUCACAUUUAGUAGCAUAUAGAAACAUUAACAAGAACGAUCUGUCCAAUGUCUUCUUAACAAGUUUGAUCAGUCGGAGAUAGACGGUUAUUAAUUGCUCUGUAAAUCAGUGACUUGUGCUGAUGAUGGGGAACAGACUUGGCAUUGUUGCUGUGAUAAAGACUGAACCAAAAGCGCACAUCUCAUUUGGAUAAUAGAGUUGAGACCAGGGCCUGGCUGAUGCAAAUGACUCAGUCCAUGAGGAAGAGGGGAAUCCUGACCUGCAGCUGCACUACUAAGACCCUGACGUUGAGUGCUGCUGUACUCCUGUCUCUCUCUCUCUGUCUGUCUGUCUGUCUGUCAUGUCUCAGGCUCACACCAUAACAAACCAGCACGCCUUCCCAUAUGUCUCACUUCCUCUUUCUCCCCCUCUUCCUCCUCCUCCUAUUUCAUUUGUCCCUCGGCCCCGCCUCACUGUUGCUCUCUCUCUCUCCAUGUCUCUCUCUCUCUCUCUCCCCUCUCUCUCUCUGACAGGACACUCUCAGGACAGGACAGAAGCCGGUCGGUAAAGCAGCCUUAGGAGCAGAGAUUAUUUCAUUUAAUGGACAUAAACUGAAGAAAAGAGAAGCUACCUUUACCAAACAUCACCAGGAUAACCUCUACCUCCGCGCAGUAAGUCUGUUCCAGGUUUUUAAUCACUUUAAUGGUCUGCUGGCGCUCUCAGUGUUAUUAGCAUGUAGCAUGCUGUCUCUGUGUCUGCCAGUGUUCUCAGUUUGUGACAGCACAAAGCUUUUACUUAUUUGUUUUUCACUGUAAGAGGACUUGUCAUGACUGAGGCUUGAUAUAGGAGUGUUUGUGUGCCCAGUUCUGCCACCUGUGCAUAAAGCCCCUAAGGCCAAACAUAAAUUUGUAAAGACAAACGCCUGAGGAUAACAAGAUUGGGAUAUGUUUAAUUCAAGUUUAUGAUAAAAGAUAACAUAUGUGGUUAAACCAGUAUUAUAUUUAAAAUACUGUUGAAAUGAAAUGAAAUGAAAUGAAAUCAUAUUAGUGAUGGUUUAUGGAGAACAGUUUGUAGAUGAAGUGUGGCAAAUUUUGUGUGUCUUUGGCUCCAAAUGUGGGAGGAGAUAAUUUUGAUUAAUUUGCAGAUUUGUAAAAAAGAGAGAUUAAUUUUGUAUUUUUAUACCAUCUUAAGGCUUCAUGAUUUUUCAGCUCAAGCGCGCCACAUUUUGAGAUAAAGUUACAGCUCAUAGGACUGAUUUGUUAUAAGUGAUAAAAGAUUCAAACUUGAGAUAACUGCUCUUGGACCAUCAACUGGAUAAUUAGCCCAUGAUUCCAGUAAGGAAGUUGAGACAGGAAGGACUGAUGCCACUUAAGGCUUGUCUUAUCGCACCUUUGAACCAACCCUGUUACCUUCCCGGAGGCGUUCUUAUUUUCUGUUUUGACUUUGUGUGACAUUUGUCUCUGAACUUUCACGGCUGUCAGCAUGAGCCCUCUUUAUUUCCAUUCUCCUCUGUUUAAUCACAACAUGAUGGCGCUCAUAACACGAGACACUGGCACUCGUGGGUGAAUAAUACGGUGACCUCCUGCUGUAACGGCCAGCUUUUUUUACAGCUGUUUUACAAGUUGUACCGUAAACCUGUUAUUUUAGUGUUUUCUUCCUGUUUGAUAAUUUGAUUUCAGCCUAAAGAUCCCAGAUACAAAUGUGCUUUUCCUCAGCAUAAAUACGCUUGUUUCUCUGUGACAGUGGUGUAGUAAUUAUCUCACACUGUAACAUUAGUGCCUGUGUCUCACGGUGACUCAAAGAUACUUAGUGGUGUGCAGGAGGCCGUAAAGACUGCUGAGUUACAGUACAGUCACUACAGUUUAGUUAAUGAUACGUGUGGUUUUCUGUCUGUAGCUACAUAUUUAACAGAUCUACUUGGUUUCAGUUUGAGAAGUGUUCAGACUUAGCAGCUGAGGAGGGACAGAGGGUUGUCACUGAAGUGAAGGUGAAAUCUCUAAUGUGUAGACAGAAAUACAUUUUUAAAGAUACAUUUUAUUCAGCUAGACUAAAGAAAAGUCGUCCAUAUUACCUUAAGUCUACUGCCACUGUGUGAAUUAACCUUCUGUUUUAGCAACAAAGUGGCGCCAUGUAAAGUUUAAACCUUGCUCAUCAUUUGGACACAUCUGGACUUUUUCAACACUGAUCAGGAUUUGAAGACCUGAACUCUCAUUUAAACUUUGCUUUCUAUUUACUUGUCAUGACAGUCAUUGGCUGUGAGGCCUCACUGGUCGUUUCUUUCUGCUAAACCAUCUCCAGCUGAAAGAUUGAGGGUCUGAUGCUCUGAGCCCGAGUUAUCCAUGUUCCCUGUUGCUUCAGAAGCAGUUUGAAAGGAUCCCAUGUGGAGUGAACAGAGCAGAUUGCCCUUUAGGAAGUGAGAAGGCAGUAUUAAGGUUUCGGGUCCACUUUGUUUCAUGUGGAGAUGCCCUCCAGAUUUAGCUCUCCCAGUUGUCAGGGGGACAUUCCUGCUCACUUUAGGGUCCUCUGGACGCUGGCCUGUUGUUCAGUUCCCAUGCUUUUUUUCCCUCAUGGUUCAGAUUGAUCUCUGUGUUUCAAUACUUGAUUUCUGGACACUCCACUGACCUCCAUAUUUGUGUAGUGCUGUAAUCAGUGGAUUAAUAACAUCUAGUCCAUUGGUUAUGAAGUCAAACAAACAUUUGCUGUCUCCGGCCAAUAAUGUGUAAGGCUUUGUUGCUUUUACAGCUCUACCCAUCUACAGGUUUAGGAUUGUUUGUCAGGAACAUGUCAGAAAAUGUGAGGGGUGUUUUUGUUGGACAUACAAGAUGAUCUAUCAGAUAUAACACUAAGGUACAGAUGUACUUUCCAGUCAUCCUGUGGGAUUUCAUCUUCAUGUCCAUCGGUCUAUCUCUCAGGUUUGUAGCUCUCUUGGAUGUGGUCAGUGUCAAUAUUUGUUCAGUAUCAGGCGUCAUACCCUGCCUCUCACUGUGAUGCAGACUUUGUGUUUGUAUUGUAAUGAGCUGGUCCUGGUUCUAUCAGAGAAGAUGCAUUAAGUGUUGAACAUACUGUAAAAAAACUCCUAUAUAAAAGUGAUCCAUGACUAUGAGGAAGAAUAUUGAAGAAAUAGUUUUGAUCUUAAUUUGAAAUUCCCGCUUCACAGCUGUUUCCUCAAUCCCCAUUAUGAUUGAUAAUGCAGAAUGACCAAUAAACUCCUGCUUUUAUGGCUGUUAAUGGUUAACUGAAUGGUUCAACACAACGGCAGAGUCUGUGACUUUCUCUGUGAAACUGGAGAUGCACCAGCUUUAUUAAACCAGCUUAAUAUCUGUAACAGUAUAUCUAAAGGAAGCACAGACAAUGCACCAGAAAUAACAUAAUAGUAGCCUCUACGACAGUCAUCCAGUGCAACAAAAGAGUAUAGAAACAGCCACCUAAAGGGGAAGACGCUUAGCUAAAAGAUCGCUGAAGUCAUUGGUCUCAAAAACCAGCCUUUCAGUGUGGUGGAAGACGUGAGCUUCUGCAGACCAUUGACAUACCUGGAGCUUCAGUGGGCUUCACCAAGCUGGCGUCAAUCUCAGAUCUAGUCAUUCCUGUGCUGCAAAGCUUCAUCUUCAGUCACAGAGGAGCUCUUUGCUAAUGCUACUAAUAUCAUAGAUAUCUGGACAUACAGUCUAAGUCCUGUCAGCGUGUUGAGCCUCAAAGUCAUGUAGUUUUGAUGUCUAUAUCUACGGUAGAAUCAGACGUUGUUUGUCUCAUUUUGUCUCUAUUCUAGAUAAAACUUUAUUUAUUUAUUUUUCCUGUAUUUGUGUAUUUGACCAUGUAUUUGUAAUGUAAAGCACUUUGUUAAUCUCUUUGGAUGUUGUAAGGUGCUGUAUAAAUUAUUAUUAUUAUUAUUAUUAUUAUUUAUCAUUUGGGAGGGUUCCCUAAAGGAAAUUGAAUUUUUUUAUAUCUAUCCAUAUAAUAUAUAUUUAAAAAAAUAUUUCUUACACAAAUCAAAUACUUCAUUAAGAGUAAAAGGUAAACUCCAGCUCAGGAGAGACUAAAUGCUCUUUAAAAUGGGAAAUAAAUGUGUUUAUAUCAGUGUUGAAUCAGUAUUUGCCAAAUGAGUUUGAAAAUAUGAUUGAUUAUCUGUGAAGAAUCCACUAAAAUGACUGAAGUGUUGUAUAUUUUAUGAGUGAUUGGUACAACCACUUACUAAACCCAAUAUGUUGGUAAUUUGAUGACAGAGAGAGUGUGAUUUGGUCUUUAAACCAAAGGGUUUUGUCAUUUUUCUGGCUGUGAUUGUUCAGUUUUGUGUAGAGUAUCACAUUGGUUAUCACUGCUCAGUUGGACGAUGUGCAUUUCUUGUGAAUUGUGUAUUGCAGUUUGAUUGGUCUAUAAACGUCUUGUGAUUUUUGUGCACAGGUAUACUACAAACUACUCUUUGCUGAUGUAAUGAUCAGAUCGUGACCUGAUGCACGUCUGCACACACUGUGAGGUCAUCUUGUACUCUCAGUUGAUUCAGUUACACUUCACACAUAAUUAUUUGUGUUUGUUUAAACUUUGUUGUUUGACUAACCUCAUCUCUCUCUAUUUUUUGUUAAGCCUCUUCAGUGAAUGUUUUGGGUAUUUUGUUAAAGUAUUUUGUGAUAAAAGAGCAGCAGAGCCUGUAAAACUCUCUCACCUCAUAUUAUCAUGAAAAGUCUGGUCUUGUCCAGACCGUGUGUGCGUUAUAACCCUCAGUGUGAAUUGAAGGUCUGUAAGCGGUGUGUUGCAAGCUGCGCUUAGACGUGUUUAUCUGCACUUCAAGGGUUGAAAAGACACAAAGCUUAGUCCUAAUUACCUGGCAGUAUUUCUCACAUUAAGUCUCUCAUGUUUUAAGAACAUUACAUAUUCUAAAGUAGAUAUUUUUUCUAUUUAUUAAGGUCAAUAAUCACUUUACAAUGAUAACCUAGUUUAGAGAGUAGAUAAGUGAAAGGAAGCAUGUGCUGCUUUCUUCUUAAUCUCUGGUUGAGAAAAAAUUUGAUACUUUUCUGACUGUCUGUUAUUGAUAUAAUUUUUGAAAAUCUCACUGAAUUGCCUUUACGCUCAUAGGAUGCUGUAUUUAUUACCAAAACCAGAAUAAGAUCAUUUUGGUCAUGAGAUUAAAACUGACUCAAUUUAAGAGGAAAGAUAAAAAAUACCAGUUGUAAUAGUCAUAGUAGUGAAUGUGAAUUUGGCUGACUGUUUCUCCAGUUAUCUGAAAACAAAACAUUCAGAGCUGUAGCCUCCCUUGGUGAGUCACAGAAAAGAGGUGAAAAAGUUCCCGUUGGGCUUGCUUGCAUAAUUGGACUCAGUCACUCCAGCCCCUGUAGGGUGAUUUCUCCCUCCCUCCCCUUUGUGUGUGCCCCAUUGCUACUGUGUGCCUCCGCUCACGUACACACCCUCGUGGAAGAGCAUUGUUUACCCGGAGUACUAACGUAGAGCGUUUCAAACACCCUUUACCUCCUUUCAGCUGAGCUCAGGUCAGUCCAGACUCCAAGGUCAAAGUCGCUCUGUACUGCUUCACUGUUUCUCUUCAGACGUGACUUCAAGCUUGUAUCACAGAUCAUCUGCAGUUCAUGUGACCACUUAAAUUUUUUCUUUUUAAAUCAGAUUAUCAUCAGACCGACUCUGGUUACAGUACACUCUGAAAACCCCCUGGUGGUAUUUUAAGUCUGUUUUGGGCUGCUUUUGUGUUGCUGUUCCUGAACACUGAGGCUAAUCUUCUCUGCAGCUCUAUUAUGUUCUGUCUGAAUGAUGCACUUGCUGAUUACCCAGCUGACAGUUUGGGUUUUUUCCCCUGGCUUUCUGCCUGGCACACUAAAAAGAUGAGAAUAGGAAAGAGUGAGAGAGGGCUAAUCACCAUGUCCCCCCGGUGUCACCCCAAAGUGGCUGACAGGGUCUCGCUUGGCUGCAUGGUUAACAAACCAGCAAUGUGUUUCCCUCAGUGCUAAAUUAGAGGUGACAGACUGAUGUGAAAAAAAGCUUGGACACUCAAAUCCUUGGGUUGCUUUUUCUGUGUUUAAGUAAAAUUGAGAUCUUUUUACAACCUUUAAAUGCAUCUAUAUGGAUUUAUUGCCGUCCUCAUAACACAUGCGUUACUGUCAGAAACGGUCGGUCUGAUGUGAGGUGAAGGUAAAGGCUUGACAGGCUGAAGUGUGUGCAGCUGGUGGGUCUCCUCUGACAGCUAUUAGAGAGGUUGGAUUGAUGGUGAAGUUUUGGCCUCGGCCCAAGACACUCUGCUGAUUGGAUGUGAUGCAGCACAAAGCUAAAGAACUCGGAUAAAUAAAGAAAAAUAAAAAGGGCGUCUUGUUCUGGUUACACCUGAUUACACACCAACUGUGUGUAAUCAGGUGUGUGUGUUAUAAUGUGUACAAAACGGCAUAUGUGCAUGUACUCCUCCUGUUCUUACCAUGACUGGUGGUGAGUAGCUAUUGCUUUAAUUGGGCCUAGCUCUUUGCCUCCUGGCCAGCAUGUUUUAUUGACUGCAAUAACUGGGUCGAAGUAUCAAGUGUCGUUUUGUUACCAGUCUGAAUUAAGCAUGAAGCCUGUUUGUGACGCCGAUUUGGGACAAGAGAGUAAUUGUUAGAACUGAGCUGUUUUUGUGUUGCGAGGGGCAGAGAGACCCUGCUACUAGCUUAGGAUUUCUCCAAUCUUUUUUUUAUUUUUGGCAUCAACCAAUGGGCAGUAGAUGGAUAACCUCCUGCAUACAACAGGGUUUGGGGUGUGUGGUUGGGACUGGAAAAAUGUAGCAACCAUAUGAAAGACUGUGAAAAUGGAUUCAAAAGGAAGGCUUAGAGUUGGAGGACUGAGCUGAAUGUUGAUUAUUAUUAUUAUUAUUAUUAUUAUUAUUAUUAUUAUUAUUAUUAUUAAUAAUAAUAAUAAUAAUAAUAAUAAUAAUAAAAAGACUGUGCUCUGGUAAUUUGGUUUUGAAGAGUUAUUUUGUGAGGGCAGAUAUUAUAAAACUUAACUUUGAGAUAAAGCUAAUAUGCACCAUUUGAUUCUUGUUUUCUUAUCACACUUCAUAAUGUUAGCCCAAGUUUGAGUUAAAUUGUACAGUGCAUUUUCUUCAUCAUUCAAUCUUAGUUGCCAGCUGGUGGUACCCCACCAUAAGCUUUUAGUUGCCUAAACUGAAACGAUAAUUUCCAUGUUGCUAACUUCAUUUCAAGUAAUUAAGAUUCACUACAGUUUACCAUAGGGCUGGGCGAUAUGGCCUCAAAUCCAUAUCAGGAUAUAUUGAGCAGUUCACCUCUAUAAUGAUAAUUGGACGAUAACUACUCCAGAAGCUGCUCACCCCCUCCCACAUUAACUUCGUCUACUUAAGCCGCUACAACUUUUGAACCGUCCUCCAUCUCCUCACCUGUCUUUCCCUCUUUGUUACAGACUGGAUGGGGUGGAGUCACGUCUCUGACGGGAUAUGAGACCAUAGUCUACCUACACACAUCCAAAACCUACUUUUAUUUAUUCAUUUUUUUCACACUGAAUAUAUUGACAUGGGCAAAAUGACGUUGGUUAUUGUCGUAAAUUUCGGUAUCUGUAAAUUUUAGGUUUAUCACCCAGCCCUUGUUUAACAUCAGCUCAUUAAUUAAAAUUUUUCCUCCAUUUGUAACUUGGCAUUAAUGAAAAAUCUUCCUUUUGAAUAAAACAGGCAGAAACCCUGAGCAGAACCAUGCUCUUUGUAUUGAAGCCAUUUGAUUUAAUAAACCAGGAUGAGACUCAAGGAUAGAGACACAGAGUGGGAUGAAUAUAGACAAAAAGCACUUAAAACAGCCGUGAUUUCAUUAGUAUGAUUUAUUAUAUUUGUUAUUGUUGGAGUCAAGCAGGUCUACAGAAGUUGGGAUGAUGCACAGGAACCAGAGACAAAGGAGGAUAAAACUUUCAGAAAUAUAUCAAAUUAGCAAUUUGAUAAUAGCAGCAUGUUGAGGGGCAAGACCAAGGCAAACCUAAGUUUAGUAGAAUUAAGGCCCACAUUACUAACCCUAACUCUAAACUGUGCAUCUGUGCAUCAUCUGCUGUUUAUUUUUCUAAAGGACACAUAUAAAAGAUGAAUUGAAUUGGUUCAAACAUUGAACCUUGAGGAACUCCGCAAGAUCAUGGUUGCAAAAUUUCUUAGACUUGCAAUAAACCCACCGUCUUAAAAGUUAAAACUAUCAGGGAUUUUGGAAACUGUUAAUAAGAGGUUUUUAUCAUCCUGUAUGGUCUAUUUUGAGAUUGUAGUUUUAAAUGCUAGUUAAGUAUGAUGUAUUAUAAAGAUGCUUUAUGUUAUAAGCCAGCUUUUUUGAUGCAUUAAGUUAAUAUAAGUAUACUGUAUAUCCUUUAGCAAGCAGCAUUUAAUAAACUGGCGAGUUAGUUAAUGUUUAGCAGGUCAGGCAGUUGUUCAGUCUGUUGGGUUUUAACUUGGGGGCUGUGGGGUCUCUGUCUCUUCCUCUUUAUUUGUUAGUGUAAUGUAAAUGUAUUGUAUGGUAACCACCGGAUACUAACAUUAGAUACUUGAUGUUCUUGACUGAGGUUUUGCUCUGUAUUGAGUUGAAUAAGACACACCCUCCAUAGCUGAAGCCACUGGUCUGUAUGUAAUUCAUACGCACUACCUCAUGCUAUGUAUGUGUUUAUAGGCGUGUCACGGCUAUGCUGAGGAACCUGAUCUGUGUGUAGCUUCUGGCAGUGGAAACUUGAUCUUUGUGACCCUGAUACAUGGACAGGAGACCCAGCCCUGCUUUGUUUGUAGUGACAGACUCUUUGAUCAAACAAAGGUUUGAUGCCUAGAGGGGUCCGGUCUUUGUCAUUUUGAUUACAAUCUUUUUAUUUAUGUCUUUUUGUUUAUUGACCACGUAUUAUAUUAAGGCUGCAAAAUUAUCUAAUAAAACAACUUUAAAGAAAAAGUACGACUGAAAAGCCAAAUACAGUGGGCAGUGUUGAUGUAGGGCAGCAUUGGAGCGUCUGGGUUUAAAUGAAAUAACAUAUCUGUUAUCUCAAAGAUGCAGAGUAUGCUAAGAAAGAACCAAUUGAAAGGCGGUUUCAAAAGUUGUUUUUUUCUCAUUAUUGAUUUAAAAAAAAAUAAUUCCAACAGUUAUAACUUUGGUUUUUAUUUAGGGGAGGUUUUUUUUUCAAAUGUCUUUAAACCAAUUGUGGAUUUUACUUUUAUUUGAUAAGAUAUUAGAUUUUUAAAAAUUCAGUAAUGUAUUUCCUCACCAUAUGGCCAUCUAGUGACUCCAGACUGAUGCCCCUCCCCUUUCUUGUGUUUUCUAUUUUUUCAUCAUCAGCUCCUUGACCUCUCAGUGCCUGAUGCCCUGGAAGCCUGCGUUGUCUCCCUGAUCCACCAGGGGGCCUCGGUCCCUCACUGGGACACCUCUCUCUGAGUCGGUCUUCACCCUGAAUCCUCCAGCUCCAGUCAAGCUGUCCCACCCUGCGUCCUCUCCCUGCUCCUCUUCUCUCCCUGCUCUUUUUUCUCCUCCCCUCUGGACCCCACAGCUACACCUGGACACCCAGACAUCCUUCUCCCUCCAUGAGGGGCAAGGGGAGGUGCUGGGGGCCCUGGAUGUGGCCCCACAGCCAUGUCGUUUGGUUUCAUCCGGGGACCUGGGACAACAACAACAACAUGAUGUGUCAACUUUAACAGGUAAGUCAAAAAUGAGGCAUCGAAGCGUCUUUUGAAUUGGAUGCAUUUAUUACAAUUAAGUAAAUUACAUAUUGGAUCAUUAAUUAUUAUGAAAAUUAUCUGAUGUCAAGAAUUGGAAGCAUAGAUAAAUUAAAGAGUAUAAAAAUGAAUGAAUACUGAACACUUAGCAGUAAGAGGAAAUUGUUUGUUCACAGAUUGGUCACUAGAGGGCAGAGUUGUAUUGUGGCUGACUUAUCAGUGAGCUGUGGUUGUUUAAGUGUUUUUUCUUUUCUCUUCUUUUUUCUUACCCCUGAAAACACAAACACGUGUUUAAAUAACCACUUCCCACUCUCAGACCUUUGCUCAGACCUGCCGGAGUUGGAGAUAGUGAGCCUCCUGGCAGAGGGUAAACCCAACUACACUCUGCGGGCAGAUAGUGUGUUUGGAUACGACAACGAUGACUGGCUGCACACCCCCCUGGUGCCAGCAGAGGUCGUUCUUGGACUCACGUACGAGCAGAUUGAAGAGACGCUCAAGUACUUCUGUGAGUAUCGUGCUUAUUUACUCUAGUACACCCACACAUACCAGUUUGUAUCAUGUCCUCGUAGAAUGAAAGUUAAAUUAAGCCCAACUUUGUGUUUUUAUGAAUCAUGUUCAACCUUUACUUCCAUGUUAGACUUUGUUGCCUGUAUACUGGCUGUCAUGUUUCAAGAAAUGUGAAAGAAAGUUGUGCAGCGACAAAGAUAUGAUGGAAAAGGUGUGGGAUAAGAUCUCCCAACCAGUCAGUUCAGUUUGCUAUAGAUUAGAGACAUGAUGGUGUUUAAAAAGGGUGAUCCAGAGACGUGCUGAGUGUCUCAGUCUGAAGUAAAGAUGGGGUGAAGUUCACCCCUCUUUGAGAGACUGAAUGAGCAAAUUGUUCAGCAUUAAAUUGUCAGGAAUUUGGUGAUUUCAUCAUCCGCAUUACACAACAACAUUUGAAGAUUCAGAGAAAGUGAAGAAAUCUCUGUAGAAAAGAGAUAAGGACAAAAAUCUGUGCGGGGUGGCUAUGACCUUUGGGCUUUCCGACGCCACAGCAUGAAAAAUAAUUGAAAACAGCCUCUCUACUGUGGUAAUCAGUCAGGAUUUCUUCCAUGGACCAUUGUCUGUGAACACAGUUGGUCUCUGCGUAGACAAAUGCAAAGUCAUAUAAAGAGGAAACCAUAUACUAACAUUUUCUGUAAAUGCUGGUGACUUCUGAGGGUCUGCAGCUGUUUAAGAUGGAUUGAGGUGAAGUGGAAAGCACUUCUGUGGUCCACAAUUGCACUUUCCUUUUAGAAAUCAAGGACUGAGUCAGCAUCCUUCGCUCUCAGGAAAAGAUGGACCUCCAGUGUUGCUUUUUUUGUGUUUUAUUUUAACUAAAUUUUAGGUUUUUAUGAUUUGCAAAUCCUUAUUUUUUUGGCAUUCAAGUUGUAGGACUGAGUCAACAUUUUACCACUCUCAUGUUCAUUUGUAGCCCGUACUCGACAACCUCAGUCUCUUCGACACAGACGUCAUAAACUCUGAAAAUUGUUAAUUCAGUUCUGAUCGUUUGCCUGUAAAUGGAUCAGAUUGAUUUUUGUGAAAGCUGUAACAAAUUUAAAAGAGUGAUGUUAACAUGAUAAUGAGGCCGUACCUCUCAUUACAGUUGGGUGCAACAUUUCCAAAUUAAUGGCAGUUUUUAGGAUUAUUUAAGCUUGUCCAGGCUUUAGAGAGGACAGCACCUCUAACCAGGAGUACAUUAUUGACUGGGAAAAAAGAGGUUUGUGUCAUUUAGGUACAUUUAAAAAGGAACAUCAGAACAGGUUUGUUAUUCUUGAGCAGUUGUCUCUAGGAAAAUGAUCAUAAAUACACAAAUUUGUAUUUGUAUACUGAAUGAUUUCGUAUUUUAUCCAAAAAAGAAAAUCUGUGGAUAAAUCAGUUCAGUGUUUCUGGUGGUCUCUUGGUUGCUUUCUCGGCAGAGUGACAUUGUGUUUUUUUUCCCCUCACAUGUGAAUCAGACAUGUAAAUGAGCCUAAGUCUGUGUUUAUUUUGACUGGGGUGUUGGAAAACUAAUCCUUAGCUCUAUCUCUUACACCUUCUGCUACAUUUUAGGCACAUAUGUCAAAAGUCACUAAGCUGAUUAACCUGCUGUCAUUUGGCAUCUGAAACAGUUUCCGCUUUAGAGGAAAUGCCUCGGUGACCAAUCUGACAUAACCGAGAGCAACCUAAAGAGGGUUUAACGGCAGCCAUACAGACUGUCUAGACUUGGGAGGUGAUGAAAGGUUUUUAUCCACGUUUAGACUAUUUUUGUGCAUAAGUGAUAUAAAUUUUUUUCCCCCAGCAGCCUGGUUUUCACAUUAUAUUUUGAGGGCUUUGUGUUUAACAUUGAUCCGGAAUAAAUGAGUACUGUCUGCUGUGCAAAUGCAUCAAAUGCCAUAGAAGAAUACAGUUUUUUCAGUGGGGAUCUGAGCUGUACUUUCCUCCAAGAUCCAAACUUCUCAUGUCCGUGCUUUAUAGCGACGGUUUUCUUAAGACUGUGCGGCCCUGUCCUCAGAAUGCUAACUCGGCUGUUCUCAGCUGACGCCAAAACACGUGGUCCCGCCAGGACCAGGACAGACUAACCCGGUUCACACCAAGCUGUGCCAAACUAAGUGUCUGUCUGUGUGGCAGGUGGCUUAUCGCGCUGUUUGUUUACAGUGUUCCUCACUCUUGUCCACCACCUCAUCCUUGGUUUCCUCUGUUUGCGUUUCACUUCUAGUCUUGUUGUGUUUGUAGCUCAAAAUAGCAAAGAAGGAUGUUUCUCCAUCAUCUUGGAAUUGGGCAAAAAACUGGCACAUUUUUUCUCCUACUGCUUUCUCUUCUUUUCACUAUUUCCGUCGUUUUUAUAUGUUCAAGUGCAGAUUUGUUUGGAAGGAGUUUGAAUGGAAAAGAAAUUUAUCAAUCAAUUCAUCAAUCGUUAUUUAUGUAUUGCCAAUUAAAAAGUGUGAUCCCAAAACACUUCACAAAAAAAGCUUCAUGAGUUCAACACUUUACAGCAUUUAGCGAUUUACAGUGGAGAGGAAAAACCUCCUUUAACAGGCAGAAACCUGGAGCAGGAUGAGAUUCAUGUUAGACAGUCAUCUGCCACCACUGGAUUGGGUUACAAAAAGGGAUAGAGGCCUAUUUCAGAUUGGGGUGCACAAUAUUAUUGGUAUAAUAUUGAUAUUAGCAGCUUAAAAAGUUGUGAUAUGACCAUUUCAGCAGACAUAGCCCCAAAAUGUGAUAUGUUAAGUAUGUGCAUGCUAUGACAACUUAUGUGUGCCAACAUAUUUACAAUAUGGAGGAUUUAAAGUGUCAGACAGAUGUAUUACUGAAUAUCUAUAUUUGAAAAAGACUACAUUUAUCAUACAUGGUAGAAACCUUUUUUUUUUUUCAUUCAUUUAUAAAGCAGUCACGAACAGAAAAGCAAUCAGAUUCUAGCAGAGAGUUGGGUAACAUUUUACUUGAAGGGUUAUACAUAAGAAUGACAUUAUGCUGUCAUAAUCAUGACAUGACAUCUGUCAUGUCACCUGUCACAUCAUGAAUAAGGCCAAUGAAGGUUGUCAUUAAGUGUCAUUUGGUAAAUUAUGACACCUUUAGUGCUAUAAUGACAAUAAUGCAUUACCAAACAAUGUGACUAUAGCACCAAAGGUUUCAUCAUCGACUGAAUGACACUUAAUGACAUCAUUCAUUAGCCUUUUUCAUGUUAAUGACAGGUGUCAUGUCAUGAUUCUGACAGCAUAAUGUCAGUCUUGCAUGUUGCCCUUUAACUAAAGUGUUACAGAGGAGAGACUUGGUGGAUGUAUUGGUAUUGGUAUUGAAACUGGUAUCAUCAAGAAUGAGUUUGAAAAUCUCUGCAAAUCAAAUAUCUGCAAAAAUUCAAAAUUAUGCCUCUCUUAUUUUAGAUAUAGACUGGAAAAGCCCAAUCCACAUUUGAUAAAAUAAAAAGUAAAAGAAGCAAACAUUUGACAGCAGACACAAUCAUUCAAAAUAAAAAAUAAGCCACAGUUCCUCAUAAAGGAAGACAUGGGAAAACCCCUCAGUCGCCUCUGAUGUCCUAUUUGGCAGGGAGCUCAUUUGUCUGGUUAAACUGUAAGUUUAUAACAGCAUGUUUUGCUUUUGUUGUGGAGCGUUGAAAGAUAGCAGGUAGAGCAGGUUUGCUUUUUAAUCAGUUAUUAUUUUCAGUGUAAUCAAGUGAACAGAAGCUAUCUGUAGGGGUCAAAAUAUGGUGAGAAAUGACAUUGGGUGGGACAUGUUGCAGCUCUCAGUUUGCAAUAGCGUUUGUUAAAGAUAUUGCAUGUCUCACCAAGAUUUUAUUCAAAGUUGCAUUUUUAUCUCGUCUUGUUACCUCAAGCCUCUCAUGAGCCUCUUGUUUUUGUUAUUUGAUGUAGUUGAUUUAGGGUAUGUAGGCAUGUAAAGAGAAGAUUAAAUCAAAGCCUGUGAUUGGAGCAUCAGUUUUAUGACUGGAAAAGUGACUCAGAGACGGAGCUCUUGUCCUUUUAACCUGUUAUUAUGUGCCUGAUACUUCAAACACAACUUCCUUAUAGCCUCUGUUCUUUGGAAAUACUUAAGUUGUCAUUGAUCUUUUCUGUUUACUUUAGCUGGUUGGAGUGCCAUGUCUGAGGGGUAUGAAUCAAAGCUGAUGGGUGUGUUACCCUAAAUGCACGCACUAACAAACGCCCGCAGAGGUAGAGUUUGGGAAUAAGUGUGAUAUAACAGUUGGUGAAAGCUGCAUAUCCGCUGUCACUUGCGUGCGGCGUUUGACCUGGAAAGGGUACGCUUGUGGGUGAAAAAUUGAUGAGGAAGUAAAUAUUUGAUGGUUGGAAAAGUGCUGCCUCUAGAGUAGCAAUGGCAAGGGCAAAGGACGGACAGACAGUAAAGAUAUGCAAGACAGUAAACAUGGAGAGCAGGUGUAGGAUGACUCUGGAUCACUAUGACGGGACUUGAAAAGACGAAAAAGUCUAAUUCCUGCACUUUGAUUGGAGCUCCACCAGUUUUAAAAUAACAAGAUGAAAGUAUCCACUCGGGAUGGGCGAUUAAUUAUCGUUCAGGAUAUAUCGUCAGAAAAAUCCUCCAUGAUAAAUCUUUGCCGUCUCAUGAUAAAUACGAUAAAUGCAAGUUGAUGACGUAACCGAGAGCGUCAGACUCGCAGCCAUAGACCACAAAGAGCAGAAUAACAAACAAACAAACAUGGCCGAAGAUAAUGAAGAUGUUUCUGAGCAGCUUGUUACUGAACGAGGCUCCACAUGAGGGAUUUCCUUCAAGAUUGGGGUUUAGAUGAUUUCAAUCAGGUCAGCCUGACAUCGGACAGUGGGUCUGCUGCUGUUCAUUCUGUGCAAUAAGAGUUUUUAACAAAUGUUGAAAAUAUUUUCACAUUUGAGACUUGUUUGAUUUCAUCAGUUUUCUCCAUAAACUACCACUCAAACUUGUCGUUGAGUGUCUUAUUUGACUACUCCAAGUGGUGUUCCAAAGACAAAACGAGUCAAAAAUAUAGACUGGAUUGGAAUUUUAACAAUUUUUAUCAGGACUUUUAUUAUUAUUGGCAGAAUGGCAAAUCUUACUGUGAUAAUUUUUUAGGCCAUAUCUCCCAUCCCUACUAUCCGCCUGAUAACCCAAUUUACUCUAUCUACUCUUAUGGGGGCGGUCCCUUGAUCCUCAGAAGCUGUUUAUUAUUUUUCUUUUAAUUAUUUUAACAUAAUUUCAUACAUUAAAAAUGUUGUUUGGUCUGAAAUUUUGUUAAAGCACUUCCUAUAUAUAAAGACGUUUUCAAAGAAGAUUAAUGCAUUUUCCCAUCCCUACAAUGAAAACAUGUUUUUUCUUGUUUUCUCUCCGUAAUCUCAGCCAUCACAUCUAUACUCAUAAAACACUCUCGCUAUACAGCCUUCAUCAGACCCUGAACAGUGGGUGUGGCUGUGUCUGCAGCAAUGUGACGCAGAGCCUUCUCUCUGUCUGAUGUUACGUAUGUGCACUGAACAAGAUCAGCCAUUGGUAUAGGCGGACCCUACCAUCUCCCUCAUGUCCAAAGGGGUGGGUGGGCUCGAUGCAGCAUCCUUUUAGACUGCGUCAAUCAUUCCAUUCUGAAUUGUUUAAUCAUUUUCAAACACAUAAUGCUCAUCUCUUUGAGCUCAGCCUAUAUAGCAUAAUAUCAUCAUUUAUGUGGAGUGGUUUAGAUAUUUCUUCCUCCAUCACCCCUCCUCUUCAUGCUCCCCUCUUUUCUUACCCGGUAGUCCAACGUGGCCAGGUGCACGGAGGCAGGCGUGACGACAGAUGGCCCGUACAGUCUGAGGGGAUUAUUCAUUAACACAGAGGAGCUCAGAUUCUCUCACACACAAACACAGGUGUAUACACCCACUCAGGCAGGCUAGCGGAUACAGUUUCUUCCAUCACACCGGCCAGCAGAAUGAUGCUGAAGACACAGCCGGUGUGUCUCAGCGUAGUAAACAGACAGUAAGGUCAGAAGAGCAAAGGAUUUAACGGACCGACCAAGAAGCAGAGGGCAUUUUUCUUCAGUCACCAUGGAGGUAUGGAGCUCCUCUGCCUCUGAGGAGGAAGAGGAAGAGAAGAUCACUGCCAGUGCUGUGGAGGAAGUUGUGGAGGAAGUCGUGGUAGAAGAAAAGAAAUGCCACAACAGCAAUAACAAUAAUAACAAUAACAACAACAACAAAGGCAGCCUUUGCCAGGAGGUGACGCAAGGUGAGACGCAAGAAACUGCAUGUUAAAUUAAAGAGUUAUAGAAGGUGCAAGGGUCAGAUCAGUGACCUAUGGAGCCAACGUUUGAAUAAGAGAGUUCAGAAAGAGAAAAAAAAAGUCAUCGUGUUUUAUGGUUUUUCUCCUCUGCAUGUCUCCUACUGCUGUUUGGUGUCAUUAUCCCUACUUUGCAUUGUCAUGGUUUUGGUUAUCUAAGCGCUUAAAUACUUAAUGGUGCACAGCAUGUUCUGCAGGCUGCAGUGAUGUCACUGAAAGUGCAUCACACAGAUAAUGAAUCCAUUCAGUAAAAUAUCCUUUUCAACUUAAAUUGUGAUCCAUUAUUAGUAAAACAGAAAGGGACCUUAGAUUUAUUCCAGUUUGAUUUUGACUGUUUGGGGUUAGUCUGGUGAAGGUCACUGAGUCUGUGUGCGGUGUGUUUGCUGCACCAGCAUAAUAAAAAACUGUGUACAUGUUAGCAUUAUUCACAGCUGAUGUUUUUAGAUGAAGGUCAGGCUGUCGAAUAAAGGCACCGUAUUUUAGUGUUUUUGGAUUUCUGCCCUCCUGACGGGGAUGGACUGUGAAGAGAAAAGGUUUUUUGUAAUCAGAAGGAAGUAAAAGAAUCUAAUGAGACUGAAGGAAUGAUCAUUUUCUAACAAAUGAUUGCUGUUAAACCUUAAACAAUGUGGUCUGUGGCUCAGGAGGACAGUGACUGCAGGUGCAUGGACUGUGCUGCUGCCCUAGUUUCUGCACAGUGUUGUCAGACGUCCUUGCUUGUCCUAUAUGACAAUGUCUAACUUAGGAUGUUUUAAUGAAUAUCUUCAAAAAAUAAGAUUAUAAGUGUACUUUGGUGUAAAGCAGCUUUUACAGAAAUUAUAAAUUUAGUCUUUUUUGUUUGUUUAAUUGAUUUUACAUCUCAGAUUAAAAAUGUAAACCCCUGGUUUGACCACAGCUGAUUAUAUGAGCAGGGAUUUUGCUCUAUUCCUCCUCUGUCAGGGGCGUUCUUUGUCUGAGCGAGCAUGUGGCUGAGUGAGAAAUGCACAAAUACUGCGACAUGGGCACCUUUCCAAAAAACAGGACUCUCUUCAAGUCUUUUUAUGAUGCAGUAAAAUAAAUAAAUCAGAUAAACUUUGCUCGCUGCUUUUGUUGUGUUUAGCGUGUUUUAUGUUUAUAUCUAUGUAGCUGAUGUCACUUUCAGUACAAAAUAAGAGCACCUACGUCACCAGGGUUAUAGGUACAGUAUUAGGCUAGCAGUUCAGGGUAACCGCCUGGAUUAAGCUCAACAAAAAAACCCUAAAACCCCUAGCUGGCAGCACAGCGUCUUCUCUGAUCUGUUCUGUGCCGUAGCCCACAGGUCGAGAGGAAACGGACCACGAUACUCUGCCAGAGGAGACUUUAUGGAUAUAGAGAUAAGACGCAUUCAUCCAAGCAGAAAUUAGCUGUCAAGAUGCCACCGAAAUAUCCCACACAACAUGAUGCUUAAAUGAGACUAGGACAAAUAAGUAGACUUGCACACUGUCGAUAGAUGUGUUAAUCUGCACGUGUGUGUGUAGAGUAAAAUAUCUCAAACCAGCAAACAGCCCAAGAUUGUCUUUUUUUGAUAGAGAUGCAAUCUUCUUAGAGGCUUUAAUAGGAUUGAAGGAAGUUGAACAGUUAUCUGAUUAACCUUUGUGAAUUUAGAGAAGGCAAUUUGAUCACACAGUUAACAUUUCAGUCCCCAAGAAGAUUGAUGUGCUGUUAUAAUAUUAAUCAUUAUUGAUUAUCAUUGAAGGGCGAGUUAAUAGAUUAUUAACAGGGUUGUUUUCAUCGUCACUAAGAUCAAGAAACAGCGAUUUGAUAUGAGAAACGGACACCAUGACUCUGGUUUUGAUGAGUACGUCAGUCAAAACCCUGUAAAGGUUUUUGGUGGAGUUCAGCUUUGACGCUCAUUCUUGAUUUUCGAGGCAGCGUGAUCGGUUCACCUCAAGCUCCAUUAUCACCACGUUAAUCACAUGACAGGAUCAUCAUGGUCGGCAGAUGGCAUUCGCACUAUUGUAGAGUAAUCACUGACGUUAAAGAGACUAGUUUUCUUUCCAAUUCAAAUUACUCACCGCUUUGUCGCUGAGUGAAACACAAAAUCUGCUCUUUGGGGCUUCUGACAUAUUAGGUGACCUCUGACCUUUCUCUGACAGGCCUGGUGAAAUAACUUUCACUGUUUUGCUCUUAAGACAGUUUUAUUUCUGCAUUUCUUUUAGCUUCAAUUAAUGAAAAUGGAAACAGUAAAUCACCUUGUAGCACUAUUGACAAGAUGCACUCUGUAUAUUUAAUGCUAAGCCUGCAGUAUAGCUUGUAUGCAGAGGCUCCGGGCAAAAGCCCAAGGUUGAAUUCUUUCCAUUAGUUUGAUUAGACAUUGAUACGGCUAUUCCAUCCUGUUUGUAGGCCGAAUUCAAGGACCUUGAUCUAAUUACUUUACUGUGUGGCAACCUCCCAUCUCUUAAGUCUGGCUAAGCUUUGUGAGGCUACAGAACUGAUACUGAUUUAGAUGAAUUAGAGUUAUAUUCAGGGCCCUCCUGGUUGUUCCAAAACUAAAGAUGACUGAGACUUUUUCAAUCAGGAACGACCUGCCAGAGAAGAUGAGGCUCACAGGGUCAGUUACAUCACCUCUUCAAACCCACUUCUACAGAUUUGUUUUUAUGUGAUGUUGUCCUCUUAUUGCUUUUAUCGCCUUCGACCCUUUCAGUUAUUUUUAUCUCUGAAUUCAUUUUGUUUUAUUGCUUCUGCCUCCCUCCUCUUUUACUCUGCUAUGGUGGUCCUCUUGGUCUCAGUUCAGGUGGAUCUUGUGUUUUAUAUUUUUGGGUCAGUAUCAGUACGUGGCUGAUGAUAAUGUUCAUUAUUCCCCGGGUUGUUCAGCUGUUGUUUUGUUUGUUUGUUUUUUAAUUUUUUUGAUUAUUUUAUUUUCAGUUUCAUAUAUAUGCAAAAUCUACAAAAAAAAAAGAGUCAAUAUACCAACAGUAUACAGACAAAAUUUCCCAAGAAUUCCCCCCCCAAAAAAAAGAUAGAUAUGGUCGCAGGUGUUGUUUUGUUUGUUGUAGUAAACUAGGAUCAAGAUCAAGAUUUACUUUAUUGCCCCUUGAGGGAAAUUUGUCUUAGACAGUAGAGCUCUGUUUGCUGCCGUACAUAAAAUACACAUAGAGUAACAAAUACGCACAAACAAAACAGGUAUAACAGAAAGAGGAAAGGGUUCAGCGGUCGCAUGUUCACAGUGUGUACCAUAGUGCACAUUUCAGGAGAUUAUGAUAGCACAAUAAUCAUGAGCAUCCCUUAUGGUAAGAAAGUGCGAAAGUGCUUUCCAGACAAAUAAGAACUGAGUAAGUGAAAAAUAAUUAUGGCGAGAGAAGCUGAUAAAGGAAUCUGAAAAAGUAAAACUUAAUGAACAAGAUAUAAAUGCGGAAGAGCAGUAAAAAAAUAAAAUUAAAAAAUAAAGGAUAAAGUUGUUCAUAUCAUUUAGAGUUAUUACUGGCUGACUCAAGCAGUUAUUUUUCAGCCUUACAGCAUCAAACCAGCUGCGGAACAAUAAUUAACUGUACGGCUUGAUUUCUAUUUCAAAUGCACAAAACCAACAUUUAAAGUUUGCAUUUUUAUUUAUUUUAAUUCAUUGUUUUUAAUAUCCUGCUUGAAUCCUGCUUGUGCUACAUUAUAUGUAUGAAAAAUGCUUAACGAAUAAAGUCUGAUUGAUAGAUUUAAAAAUUACGAAAACCUUAACACACUACUUUGCUGAGGAGUUAUUUUAUAUUCAGUCCUUACAAGAAGUUAACCUUUAAAACAGAAAUACACCCCCUUUAAAUACAUUGACAUUUAAUUACUGACCACUUCCACUUCCUUGUGUUUGUUUAUGGCCGCCCCAAAGUGGAGGCAAACAAUCGGAUUUGAAGCAAGUAGCAGGUCAAUGGUCAGUCACUGCGUUCUUGCUCAUGCUGUACAUGUCCCGCUGCUAUGAAUGCUGUCAGAUAAGCCCCGCCUGUGUCACAGGUUGAGCUAUAUUGGUGUCCAGGGGAGCGAGGUCUUUAUUGGCGUCUUAUCUGGACUAGAAAGGAUCAAGCUAAGAGGAUCAGUAUGAGGCUGACCGCAUGGAUGUGUGUUGUGGUUUGUGUCUGUGGGAUCUUUGAAGAGAACAAAACAUUUAUCAGACGCUCGUUUAUACAGAGACAGAAAUGUGUAAAAACCGAGUGUGUUUGUUAAAGGAAAUCAUCUUUAUUCUCUUGGUGUCAUAAUAAACCACUUUAAAUAUGUUCAAAUAGGAGCCAGAAAUAUCAUAGUUGAGAUAUUUGUCUUUCCUGCUCAAACAUAAAUAGAUGGAUUGAGCUAAACUUUUCUCCCGGCCUCUGUUUUAUUAUCGCUCAUGUUCCUUCUUAGACACUCAGGAGGAUUUCAUUGUUUCUAUUCCUGCUCUGUGUGUCCUCUGUGUUCCUGCUCUCUAUCCCAUUCAUUAAAUCCCCUCUCUCUCUCUCUCUCUCUCCCCCCCCUCCCUCAGUGCUGUGCUCAGACAGAGUGGGCCAGGUCACCAAGACGUAUCAUGACAUCAAGGCAGUCACCCACCUCCUGGAAGAGGUAAGAAAGCUGGGGACACAAAGCAGAUGAAUGGGAUUAUGGGAGAUUAUAGUGACCACCGUGUUUGUUGACCUUUUUUGCACUUUAGUCUCUGUUUGUGCCGUCACAUAAAAAGUGCAUAAAAAAGAUUUUUCCACCUUUACUGAUUGCUCACCUGCCAUGUUUUUAAAACAUUAUGCAGCUAGAAAUCUCUUCUUUCUGAAACGGAAAUAUCAUCCUACAGAAAGAACGGGAUCUGGAGUUAGCUGCGCGAAUCGGACAAUCCCUCCUCAAGCAGAACCAAGAACUCACCACGCGUAAUGAGAUGCUGGAUGAGCAGCUUGAAACUGCAAAAGAAGAGGUAAAAUCAGAUAAUAGUCGGAUACAUAAUAGAUUAAUCGCGGUUCUGCGACAGUCUGAGGAGCUGAAGUGAUUUAAAAACAUUGUACUCCAUAGAUUGCCCAGCUUCGCCAUGAACUCACGAUGCGAGAUGACCUCCUCCAGUUUUACGCCAGCACUGAAGAGAUGGAGAAUUCUGAAGCACACUCGCUGUAAGUUUACACACAAACACAAACACACACAGUACACAGAGUUUUGGAUGAUUCAGGAAUAGAAACCAAAGUUUGUAGGAGAAAAGAUUAGCUAAGACUACUUUGACCACAGGGGGGCGCCAAAAUUGACACAAACCUUAAGUUCCUCACAGGAGCUUUAAGUUAUAAAUCAUAAUAAUUAUUACUCUUUAUACCACUCCUCUAUAUGAAAUUUUAUUUAUCAUAGCUGUUAAUUUAAAGAUACCAGUAGAUGUAUUAACUUUAAAGAAAUUAGUCUAGCCGUCUAACGUUGAUUAUCUUUCUGCUCGGGUGUGUUCUGCAAGUGCAAGAUAAGAUUUUUUUCUCCUAUGAGGAAAAAAAAACGAGUCAUCUCAUGUAGACUUUGUUCCUGCAGGAUGAAAAGGAAUAGUUCGUGCACUUCUCUCACCAACCUCGUCCAAUACGACUUCCUGCAGCAGAAACUGAAGGAUCUGGAAGACGAGAACCGCAAACUGCGAAUAGAGGUGAGCAACACUGUGAGACCGUCACACAGAGAAAGCUCCAAGAAAACUUAGUCCCACAUGUGAGAUGAAAACUGUAUUUUUAUGGUCAUAUCUGUAUCAAAUGUAGAGAAGGAUUCAUAAAUUUACAUUUACACGAGAUUCAGUAACUUUAACUUUAAAAGCUUCCUCUAAGUGACAAACAUUAUCCCUGCAGGCCAGCGAGCUCACAACAGAGACAACCAACUAUGAGGAGCAGGAACAGGAGCUGAUGAUGGUGUGUGUGGACGAGCUCUGUAAGUACCCCCGUCUUGUUUCAUCUUAUGCAAACAAUGCUAAUUUGAUCAAUUACUGGUGUAUUUACAGGACUUGUGUGUUUCAGCGUCCGUUAAUAAGCAGGUCGUUGACCUUUCUGACGAGCUGGCAAGGAAAGUGGAGGACUGUCUUCGACAACAGGAAGAGAUCAGCUCGCUGCUCGCUCAGAUUGUUGACCUGCAGGCUCGCUGUAAAGGGGUGAGGGACACAAAUACACACAGAGAUUUUCCUUUCAAGGUGUCAUUGAGUAGCUAACAGGAGCAGUGGCUUUACAAAGAGCGAUGUGACCGAUCUUUAUCAUGCUAUGUGAUUAGGAUCAAAGCUUAACCAUAUAUUUUCCUCUCUUUCUCUCUUUUUCUCCAGCUCACCAAUGAAAAUGAGGAACUCAAUCAAAGCCUGAAUGCCUCCCGUGAGGAGCAACAGAAACUUAAAUCAGAGGUAAGAAACUCAAAAUCAACGAAGACAUGUCUCUGGAUGAAUCAUUGUUAUAGGGAUUAAGGAGCAUAAAGAGAAAGAAAAAAGGUUAAAUUAGGCUUGGGACGAUAAUCAGUAAAUCAAUUAAUUGCAUGAUAAACAAAAAAUAAACUCGAUAAUUUUUCCAGCCUCAAUAUAUCACCUUAUGUUUGUCUUGCACCUCCAAACAUGCUGGAUGACCAGAGGGUUCACUCUGUGCAUCGGUCUCAGCACCUGAGCGCGUUUGUGCCUUAGUGGAAUGAAAUGAAGGGAGUGAACCAUUGAAAGGGUGUUCUUGCAUUAUUAUGAUAUAUUAAUAAUCUUUCCCUCUUUGUUACGGACUGGAUGGGGUGGAGUCACAUCUUUGACGUAGGACAGCGUCUUAAAGGGAACAUGAGACCAUAGCCUAUCUACACACGUCCAAAACCAACUUUGAUUUGUUUAUUUAUUUGACACUGAAUAUAUUGACACAGACAAAAUGAUGUUGGUUAUUGUCAUAAAUUUCGAUUAAUCGCCCAGCCCUAUAUAUUAACAUUACAUUUUUGGUUAUUUUGGUCUCGAUAAUGUCGAUAAUCGUAUCAUUUAUCGUUUGUUUACAUCUAGUCUGAGUGCCUGUCGUCAGACUGUAGACUGGGGUAUUAAUACACUGACGCAUGGCCUGGCUUUGUUGCAGUGCCUUAAACCGAAAUUUAGCCCAUAGUGGGAAUAUUUCCCACACUAGUCACUGUAUGUGAACAACUUUAAACCAAGAAAAUGAACCCUGUUAUAUCAGGGUCCUUUGUCAUAGUUACUCCCGCUCUAAAAAAUGAAAAAUAGGUGGAUUCAACUUGUGUCUGCAAUUAGAAGAGGACUGUAUGCCUGAAAGAAGCACAGAUACAGUGGAUUGUUUGGUCAAAGUCUACACACAGGUCCCCACACAGACCUGUUUGUAUGCAUCUUUGGCUCAAAGGAUUCUUGUUCUGCAGUUAGUCAGAAAUGUCUCCACCUGCCUGCAGCUCAAGGACCUACAGGACAAGUACUCGGAGUGUGAGGACAUGCUGCAAGAGGCCAGAGAGGACAUCAAGAACCUGCGAAAUAAAAGUCUCCCCAACAGCACGGUGCAGCGGUACACUGCGCUGGCCUCCGUCCUCCCCAUGGACUCUCUGGCUGCAGAGAUAGAGGGCACCUUCCGCAAAGGCCUCGACAACCCAGCUCCCUCAGAGUACAAGUGAGUCUGUGAUUUUAUCAAUGUCCUCAGAAACCUUCAGGGUUUCAUUCACACCAAAAGGACAAACUGAUGUUGGUUUGUACGAUCCAGAGCACAAAGAUGGACAGCUGAUUAUGGGUUACACGGCAGGGCUGGUUUGAGAGCUUUCUGAGGGUGUUUCCAUGUUACGCUACUGCAACACUUUCUGGAAUUUGUUUUCACUGUGGCCUCAAUCCAAUUUGUCUGUUGUGGUGACUGCACAUGAGGCAUGUACUUAUGUUAUGACUUCAGCUAAUCCAAAUCACUUCACUGUGAAGAAAUAACAUGCAGGUUAAAAAGGAGUAUAGAUGUGCGGACAGGGAGGACAACUCAAAAGCAAGAUCUGAGGCUGAGAUGUAAUCAGUUCAAAUGAGGACAAAGUUUAAAUGUCCUGUUUCCUCCGACAGGAACCACCCCUGGCGUGUUUUUGAAACUGUCAAAGUAGUGAACAAGGCCGUGAGGUUGCGGUCUCAGUGCCCCUCCCCGGGUCUGCCAGGCUCCAGUCCUCUAUCUGCACGUUCAAGCUGUGCCAGCACACCCAGAACCAGCUACUACGGCUCUGAUAACAUCAGCAUCAACCUGGAGGACAAGCCCAGCUCCAAUAGUUCUCAAAGAGAGGACAACGGGUAGGUUUCAGUGUGUAGUAACAGCAAAUAAAAGCACUGUUGUUAUAAGUUGAAUGUACAUAUUCAAAAUAGUCUAAAUUUGUCACAUCUCUUCACCACAGCGUCAGUGGGCCGAAGCGUCUGGGCCAGCCCGGCACACCAGGAGGCCAGGACCUGGAGGCGGCUCUGCGCAGCCUCUCAGAUCGUCAGCAGAAUCACUCCUCAGAGCGGCCUUUCUUCGAUGUGGAGCGAGAGCGGAAACUUCACGCCUUAGUAGCAAACUGCGAAGAGGGCGAGGCCUCCAGCGGCUUCCUGACUCCAAAUGACAGCCUGGUUUCCAGCCCAGGAGCAUCCACGGGUACCAACUACUCAAACGGCAGCUCACGGCACUCCUGUGGCUCCUCUGGGGGAUCGAGGUCCUACCUGCCUGACCGCCUGCAGAUCGUCAAACCUCUGGAAGGUAAAAUCUUCAAAUCAAGACUGUGUCAUUUCCAUUACUAUAGAUAAAAGACAUAACCGAACUUUGAGGGUGAAAAUGAAGUAAAAUGUCAGUGCUUCUGUUUGAUUAUUACUCCUGUAUUGUUUGACUUCCCUUACUUUCUCUCUUGUUUUCAGGGUCAGUGACUCUGCAUCAGUGGCAGCAGUUAGCCAAACCAAACCUUGGAGGCAUCCUGCACCCGCGACCUGGCGUCCUGACUAAAGACUUCAGGGAGCUGGAGGUGGACGUGCAGCACAUCUACAGUCUGAAUGACCUGGAGGAGGAUGAGCCCGACUUGUCACAGUUGUCUGGAGCUCACAGCUUGGGUACGACACAUGUCAUUACAAAGCUUGACUGGUUUUUGAGAUGUCCGUUUCAUUAAAUCAGCAUUCCCCACUGUCCUUCUCUCUGUCUGUCUGUCUCCUCUCUUUUGUUGAAUCUCAUGAAAUGUGAGUUUCUUCAUGUGUAGUUACAUUUGCCUUGUCUCCCUCCAUGACCUCACAGUCUCUCCAUCUGGUCCAAACCUCCCUCAGACCUCUCCCACACAUACCAUUACCACCUGCAAUGUCCUCCAACCCUCCCUCCUCAUCCCCUCAUUCUCCACUAGGUAAGAUAUACUCGAUGUAUACAUGUGAUCUACUCCACCACUGCCUUUGUGAGGUUUUAUGGGGAUAUUGUGUUGGUCUGUUGUUUCUUUUUAAGUAAGAUUUGAUUAGAUUUGUAGGAACUGGAUUUUUUCUUCGCUUUAUGAAUCUCAGAGGCUUUAAAGACCCACUCUGAUGAAAAUCAUGUUUUUCUUGUUGUCUACAUGUUCUUUUGGCAUUUUUGUGAUGUUACUGGACGUAUCAUGAGAAAACUAAGUGCAAAAUUACAUUUCUGAGUAUUUCUUUACUCAAAUCACUGUGGACCUCUGGCAGACGAGAACAGCAGGCUCAGAUUCAGGGAGAUUUCUUAUGUCACAAAUCCAAGCUCCGCCCCCUGAGUCAUCGCAGAUUGCAAUGCUCGUAAGAAAGCUAAAGCUUAAGAUAUUAGCUUUCAUCAUUUCCCUAAAGACAUUAGUGUCCGGGAGUUGAAUAGCUCUUAUAUUACCUGCUACUUCUACUACACCAGCAAUGUUAGGCUACAAGCUAGCGUGAAGAGGAGUGUGCAGAGCAGUGCUGUCUCCGCCCACGACUCAGGUGAAUAGCUGAUGAGCUACUGGAGCUCUGAAGAAGAAAAGCCCUUAAAAAUGGUCUUUUUAAACAUGGUCAUUUUAUGUUGUAGGGUUCUUGUAUUGUCUGGGUUUUUUAUGACAAAUGAAAUUUGCCUUCAAUUCGGAGGCCUUGUUUUUAACUGAGCUGUUGUUUUUUAUUUGUUUUUAUUUCCAUGUGCUGAUGUUCUGUACUUUACGACUGCUUGUCAAAGCACUUUAGAAACUUCUGUUUUUAAAAAUGCUAUAAAAAUAAAGUUAUCAUUAUUAUUAUUAUUAUUAUUAUUAUUAUUAUUAUUAUUAUUAUUAUUAUUAUUAUUAUUAAAAAUGAAACAGGUAACAUGAUUUUGGCUAAAGCCUAAAUAAUCACAACUUAAAGACCACUGAGAAAACUUUAAAUAGUAAAAAAAAACAAAAAGAUCGUAGUGGGACUUUAAAGCGUUUCUGAGGAAAGAUUUGGGUGCGUUCAUUAAUUCGUUUUGGUCAUCUAAGAUUUGAUGCAGCUCCUCAUCAUGUUCUCACUCUGCCCCUCCAUUUUCUUCCUCUGAAUUUCUGCUCUCUACCCUCCUCAGCGAGAGAAAACGCCUGUCCAAGCUCUUCCUCCAACUUUAAAAGAAGCCUGUGGGGCAAAGUAAGAGUGUAGGGUUGUGUUGGUUUGGCAGGAAUGGCAGAGGCACGGCUUUAUGUUUGUUUGAAAACUUUUUUUUUUAGCCUUUUCUGCUUUAAUGAAGUUGUAAAUUUUAGGUCAGAGGCGAAGAGUUUACACAUUUGCUGUGAACUAACAGGAAUGAUUAAACGCCCGUCUUCUGCUUCCUACUAACACUUCUCUAACACAGCUGAACUGUAAAGUCUUUUUUGUUUGACUCCACUCAGCAUGUCUCAUUACAUGUUUAAAUGUAUUUUCCUCCCUUUAGGUUUUUAUCCAGGCAAACAAUCAGCUCCUGAAGCUCCUGCCCCACUGACACCAUGUUUAUCCAUAUAUUUAUCCAUAUUACAGACCUCAAUGACGAAUGAACUAACUCGGACUGUUUUGAUUGUUUCGUUUUAUUCAUCAUUUGUUAAAAUCUUGCAUGAGCGUUUAACAGGAGGAGCUAAGUUUGGGACUUUGAUCACCUGAUAAUGUUUUUAAUCUGAAUUUUCUUCCUUUUUUCUGCAGGCUUCGCUCUCUCAGCCUGCCACCUUGUCGGAACUGUGAGCUCGUGAGCACUUCGUGGCCAUCUCAUAUGCAGCACUUUGGCCUCAGAGGUCAGACCACCUCCACCACCAUGACCACAAAUCUCACCACUCCAAGACUUGGACUCGUGCAGCUGCUGCAGGAGCGCGGCAUCUCUGCCUCUUCUCAAUGCCAUCAUAACCAGCACUACAACCAGAGCACUACACCCUCGGACUCAUCAUUGAAAGACAGAGGAGGAGGAGGCUCGCGAUCAUUGGACAGAGACGGAGGAAGGAACAUUUUCAGUUUGAACUUGGUGGCAAAGCUUCAGAGUUUGGGGCUGCACAGAGUGGCAGCCUGGGGGAUGAAGAGACAGCAUGAAGCAAAGAGAGGGACAGAUGUCCUCUGA
Xyrichtys novacula (pearly razorfish) is the source of this 31268-nucleotide messenger RNA. Lineage: Eukaryota; Metazoa; Chordata; Actinopteri; Labriformes; Labridae. The record is from the annotation of a GenBank genome assembly.